UAAAACUGUUAAUCGAUUGUGUACACCAUAAAUAAGAAUAGUUAACUUUGUGUUAUGGAGGGUUGUUCUCGUUCAUUGUUUUUGGCCACCCCUUGGUGACGAUGACAGAUAUUUAAAUCAACAUAACCUGAAAUUAAUAAAUUUUUUGAUAAGGUGUUAAGAUUAACAAAAUUAAGUUUUUCCUCUGAAUUGAGAUUGUAUGAGGCAAAUUCUCCUUAAUAUUUCAGCUUCCUUAACUUGUAGCCUAAGUAUCAUUUUGUUGGCCUACUGCGUUUUAACGUAUCGAGAAAAUAAAUCAUCACUGAUUGAAUUUGAAAUGGGAAAAGACACGGAAUCUGAGGAUAAAUAUACAAUCCUUUUGCCAACUUACAACGAAAUCGAUAAUCUUCCCAUUGUUAUAUGGAUGAUAAACAAAUACAUGGAAGAAAGUGGUUAUCAAUUUGAAGUGAUAGUAAUUGAUGAUGGAAGUCCUGACGGUACCUUAGAAGCUGCUAAACAGCUACAGAAAAUUUACGGUGAAGAGAAGAUAGUCUUACGUCCCCGAGAGAAAAAGCUUGGUCUUGGUACAGCAUAUAUUCAUGGCUUGAAACAUGCAACAGGAAACUUCAUUAUUAUCAUGGACGCUGAUUUAAGUCAUCAUCCCAAAUUCAUUCCAGAAUUUAUUCAAAAACAGAAGGAAAAAAACUUCGAUUUGGUAUCUGGAAGUCGCUAUGUAGGGACUGGGGGUGUUUAUGGUUGGGAUUUCAAAAGGAAGUUGAUCUCUAGAGGUGCAAAUUUUCUAACACAACUCUUGUUGAGACCCAGAGCCUCUGAUCUAACUGGAUCCUUCAGAUUGUACAAGAAACAUGUAUUGGAAAAACUAGUAAGCAGUUGUGUAUCGAAAGGCUAUGUUUUUCAGAUGGAGAUGAUCAUAAGGGCUAGACAGUUUGGAUACACAAUUGGAGAGGUGCCAAUUACUUUUGUCGAUAGAGUUUAUGGAGAAUCAAAAUUGGGAGGAUCAGAGAUUUUCCAGUUUGCCAGUGCUCUUCUCUAUCUUUUUGCAACGACGUAAUAAAAAAGUGUUUAUAAUAUUCUAUAGAGACUUUCAAGAAUGAUGCCUUGAACAGUAAUUCAUUCCAAAUGAAAUGUAUUUAUGAAUUGAUGAUGAAAAAUAACUUUAGCCUGGAAAAAUUUCUAUUGAAUGUAGAUUUACUGAACAUUUUUAAUUAAACUUUUUUCAGCAGA
Harmonia axyridis is the source of this 1224-nucleotide messenger RNA. It is a transcript of the gene Dpm1, whose product is annotated as dolichol-phosphate mannosyltransferase subunit 1. Gene Ontology annotation, molecular function: dolichyl-phosphate beta-D-mannosyltransferase activity. Gene Ontology annotation, cellular component: endoplasmic reticulum membrane. The transcript is spliced from 3 exons. NCBI's taxonomy places the organism in Eukaryota, Metazoa, Arthropoda, Insecta, Coleoptera, Coccinellidae. The record is from RefSeq and is a predicted model, not a curated record. The coding region runs from base 200 to 1051 and encodes 283 amino acids. Gene Ontology annotation, biological process: GPI anchor biosynthetic process; protein O-linked glycosylation via mannose.